Molecule: messenger RNA, 14748 nt
Organism: Struthio camelus australis
Lineage: Eukaryota; Metazoa; Chordata; Aves; Struthioniformes; Struthionidae
Source: RefSeq, a predicted model, not a curated record
UAUGCUAUAGAUAACAUCUGCUAAUUCAGUCUUAAGUUUGUUGCUAUGAUCAUAACAUUCCUAUUGGGAGAUAGAGAGCUUUUUCAUCUUAAUCAAGGCCUUGCUUCCAGUUUUGUGUAGUCUAUUUUUUAAAAGUGCAGUGAAAUUUUAAUGUUUAGAGUUGUGCAUUUAUCUUACACAAGUGAAAAUGUAUGCCUGUAGGUCCCGUAGGAUUAACAUCUUUCUCUAUAUGCUAGUUUGAAGUUACUUGCCAAAGUAAUGGAUUGAGAACAGAUGCGAGAUACUAAAGCUCAAGAACGUUGUGAACAGCCCAUGGAAAUUAGGAAGUGGACAUGGAUCAAAUAGAAACACAUUGGGAGAAAUGUUGUAGAUCCAAAACCAAAGUUUAACUGCAGAUGACAAGGUGUGAACACAGUUUGUGUUUCAUCUCUCCAAUACUGUAGUAGGGGGACUGAGGACAAUACUAAGUAGUUAUUCUUUCCCCUCAUCUCAUUUGAAAAACCAAAAAAACAAACUGUAAUGUUGCUUUUCUAUUUUUCUCUUUUUUUCUUAUGCACAUUUUUUAAUCUUUGUAUUCCCCUUGGCUUGCCUUUCGAGUGACAGGAAGUAGUCUACAAGAAUUUAGGAGAAUUUCUCAAGAAAGAACUUUAAAGUGCAAAUAGGAUUAUAUUCUUGUCCAAAAAGCUGAUUGUUGAUGCAUGAUGAAUUAGACUGGUAACAACAUCAUUUUAACUUGAUUAAAACAUCAGUUUCUUAUGUCUAUCACAAUUAUAUUGGUAUUUCCUGUUUAUGAAUCAUCAUGUUUAAAUUUCAGACUGUUUUAAUGUUAUCGAUAUUAUAAUGAGUAGCAUGUAAUUUUUUUGGUUCCUUUCCAGGUAAAUAUUGUAAUAUUUAUUUCAAAGCAUCUUUACAACCUUGAUUAAAUAUGCAUGUUUGUGACUGUGGUAUUAGAGAAUGUACUAUUAGCAAAAAAUGCUCUACCUAACUCUAUUAUCGUGGAAUAGUAUUGUGAUUACUUAUAGUUGCUAAUUUUGACAAAGUAUUUUGACAGAUUUUGAAAAUAAAUGGCCUUAGCUUUCAGUGGGCUUGCAGAAACUUUCAAAAUACUUUUAAGACAUAUUUACCUAGAGCUGAAAAUAACAUAAGUCACAUGUAUUUCAUCAGUUGCUGUUUUAAAAAGGUUUAUUUGAGUGUAAAGUAACUAACAGUUCUGAAUAUACUGUGCAUGAACUGUGUAAUAUACUUUAAUAAGCAGAAGCUACUGAAUCUAGAUGGUCCGUUAAGCUUGCUAAAUGACUCUGGAGGAUUAUGUAUUUAUUAAGACCGUAACCUGUUGAUGCAGACAUUAAGACUUGGCGGGUCUAACUGGGACUUAAGUCCUGUUGCACAAGACUAAGUAUUUGUAUAUCCCCUGUUAAUGCAUUAGAGAACUGCAUUUAUACUCACAACAGAACUGUAUUUUUGAAGUAAAAAUAUCCCAUGUUAUCUAUGAGGUUCCAACACUUGCCUUCAGUGUUUCAGGAAGUUUGUGAUCAAACAGGGAGUUCACGCUGGAGCUCUAAAUCUGAGUCUUAACACCCAAACCACUGAGCCCUAGCUCAUGAUGGCAGAAGUGGUCAUAAUAGAACUCAUUGUUAUGUCAAAAAACAGUUUUGGUGAUUUCUGUAUCUCUUUUUACUAGAAUAACGAAGAAAAAGAAUAUGACAUAGCAGGGAAGGACAAUAUUAAGAGAGAAGAAAUGUUAGCUAACAGUAAGCAACGUCACCUGUUUGUUACGCAUCCUGUAACCCAGAAAAACAAAAAAGUACACAAAGUAGGUUCAACCACGUUCUUGUUUGGAAAGACACCCAAAGAAGUUCGCAGGAGACAAUUUGAGGAAAUGGUAUCCCACUUUAACAUGGGAUCAGUAGAAGAACUUGCAAAAUAUAUUGCGGAAGUUACAUCAGAGACACGGCAGAAAAUGUUGAAGGAAUUUUAUACUUCCACAUAUCCAGAGACAGAGUCUUUCUUUGCAGUUGAAAUACCAGCACGUGUUUCACGUGACUAUGAGGAAGGAGAAUUGUGUACAAGACGUUCCAGAAAAAGAAAAUCCGUUGUUAAUUUUGGAAGAUCUAAGUCUAGACCUUCAUCAGCUAAGGGUUAUCUUCGGAGUGGAACAACAGACGUAUGCAGCCAGCAAAGAUAUAAAGGAGAAGUAGAGCAACUUCACAGUGACUCCUGCAUACAAGAUAAUAUGUGUGUUGAUGCAAAAUGUAAACAAUCACUCACUGUUCCUACUCAACACGUCAGAAGGGGAAGCAGUCAGGCAUUGAAGGAUUUUAUGGCAUCUGGCUCAUUAAGCCGUAGAUCAGAAAUAAUUGAAGUGCUGUCUGUUAAUAGCUGUAAAGGACAACAGGACUCGGAAGGAACACAGCCGCCAAGAGAAAGAUCCCUGUCUCAGUCAGAAAACGGGGAGAGGAAAGCUCAGACUUGUAAAAAAAACUCUUUUAUGGACUUACUUGGAGAUACCUCUAUUCUCAAUGAUCUCUUCAGAAAUGAUGGAAAUGGGCCUGCAGAAUCACCAAGGAGACUUCCUUCAGGGCAAGCAGAAAAAUCAAAAGAGAGACCAAAAGACUUCUGGGACAUGCUGAACGAGCAGAACGAGGACAGCCUCAGAAAGCUCACAGACAUGGCAGUUGUAGAGAAGCUGUGUGAAAGAGCACCUCUUUCCUCAGUGACAGAAAAGAGUAAAGUGUGUGAAAGUUCUCUUUGGAAAAAAAAUGAAAACUUUCUGUGGAAAAAAUACAGUCCAGAUGAUUAAGAUGAGUCAUCCACUGCUACAUUUUGCAAUGUAGUAAAAUGAAGGCUUUCUACAUGAGUUGCACUGUGAUUGUUUUAGGUAAACAAACAUUAUAUAUGUUCAACUGAAACUAUAUGCAGCAAAAAACAAUACCUCCAUGAAAUUAAAGGCAAAGUGAUUAAUUUAUAUUUAUGAUGCCACUGAUUUACAUUUUACAUUGGCUGUACAGUGUACUACUGUAAGAUAAACCUUCUUCCGUUUAGAGAGGUGAACUGAUGCCGCUUAGCCCAGAAAAGAUAAGAUUUGGUGGAAGAAAGAAUGUGGCCUUCAAAUGCAUGAAAGGCUCCUGCUGCAAAGAGAAAAGGAAUAGUGCCUUCAUAAGCACAGCAAACAGACAGGAGGGAAGCGGGAGUUAAGUGAGGGCUAAAGAAGAUUACAGUCACCCAAUAGCUUGGUUUGCAUGAGAUGAGAUGGGAGCCACUGUGCAGCUGUGGCCUCUUCUCAGCCACACUUUAAGACUUUAAAUUAAAAUCAAAAAGAAAAGGAAUUCUGUUACCAGAAAGUGGGUUAUUCCCAUGUGGAUCGUCAUCAGCGUUUGGAGUCACAAUUUCUAUUUGACUGAAUGGAAUGGCUAACAGCAAUAAGUAGUAGUGCCACAGCAGCUCCUGGGGGCCAGGAUGAGACACUGCGUGAAAAGCCCCAAACGGCUCGAUACUCUUUUGUAAUGAGGCGGAUGCUCAGCUGGUCUGGGGGAAGGUUGUGCACCCAGCCUGAACAUGGAGGGGCUGUGUGCGGUUAAGAUCUUCUUCCCUGUAAGUGGAAUAUUCAGAAAAUAAUCGCACUACUCUCUAGGAAGCUUACAGGGAGCGUGGACAAAAUGCAUUUUUCAGAGCUUUAUUACUUGGCCAAAAUUUGGCAGGUUUUCAAAAGGCUAGUACAAGACAUAGCUCUGACAGAGUCUCAUCACUUACAGCAAGGUAACCCUUUUCCCACCCUCGAUAUCUCUCCCAGAGCAUGCAGACACAAUAGCUGCUCGAUAGAAUGGUUGAAAGAAAAACAUAGGAAAAAUGAGAUUGUUCUCCUUUAACCCCAUAUUCAGAACAGCUGUACUAUUUUAGUUGAAACUUACCAGAAAAAUUCAGCCUGACACAGACACCCAGCAUGGAAAAUUUCAGCUUGAGCACUUAGUUUGGCAUAGUUAUAAACAACUGAAAGCAGAGUCCUGUAGUGGAAAGUGUUAAGCAAACUUAACUAUUGGUGGAAGUGUCAACAGUGCUUAUAAUACAUGUAUAAAUGUAUGCUUCUGUGCGUAAACAGAUAUUUGGUGUCCUAGGAGUAGAUAUCAGCGGUUGAUUUGGAUCAUGCUAUUACUGAUUAGUGACAAAGCAAUGAAUGAGAUACAGCAGUCUGUAGAUGCCAUUGCUUGCUCAUUUUGAGUACUGCUGGGACAGUACAGCAGAUUUGCUGCAGUUCUGAUGCGUGAGAAGGCCUUACCUGUCAAUAACCGUGAAGCUACUUCUUUCAGACCAGCACAAAGGAAAUAAUUAAGGAGAGCUGAGCAGGCAUUUGGCCGGUGUAACAGUGGCUAAGUGAACUUGUUUGCUGCAACUCUGAAGAAUUAACCUCUGAAGGUGGUUUUGUAGCAACAAAGUAACAGCUGUGGAAAAGUCUGCAUGUAGUGUAUUCUCACCAGCCAUACAGCACAGUUCCUACGCUUGGGAGAGGAAAGGAUGUGAGUUUUAUAUAUGCAAUAAACUUAUCAGUCUGUUUUACUUCACUGAAUUACACUGGGAAAUAUUUAAAACACUUACUGAUUUUAGCUUAAUUAAACGAGGGGUAACAGAACCAACAGUGUUCUUUAAAAAAUUAUGGGGACAGCUUCUCCUCAUCUCCCUGUGCAGCAAAAAUAAUUAUUAUGUUUGCAUCAGCAGUUUCUCCUCUUGAAAGUUGCGUUUAGGUGGUAUAGGCUUUCUGUGAUUUCUCUUUUGCAUGGUAUGUACAUACUGCAGUAAUCCAUUUUUUCAUCAGCUUGUUGCUAACAAUGAGCCACCUAAGCUCUGAAAACCUCCCUCUGCUGUUAGUUGUAGAAGAAUGCUUAAAGGAUUUAGGGAUGUCAGUCAUCAUCUUGUUUUUAGCAGGAGUGUGUGUAUGUGUGUGGGGGGGGAGGGGCGAAAGAGAGCACGAGCUGGAGUUCAGAAAUUACACUGUGUGUGUGGUCUGAGGUUAUUUCUCAUUUCAUGAAAUGCGUGCUUCAUUCUUGGCUCGGGCAAGACUUGCACGUCACUGAAUAAGUCCCUUAUCCACUUUCCAAAACACUGAAGAGAAUUGAAAGGGCUCUGUGGGUGGACUGCUACUAUCAGCAAAAGCAAAUAAGCUAACUUAUUUAGCUAAGCAUUUUUUAAUACUUAAACAUAGUAAUCUUCAGCAAUACUUGAACAGUUGUGGCCAGCCGUCGGAAGAGAAAGGAAAAAAAACUCUUGAGGUUUAAGUUGCCACACCUUAAUUAACAUUAAAGGCCAGAUUAUAGUUUUUGGUGUGUGAAGGUGCUGUCUGAUCAGUCCGGGGAGAACCCUGGGGAAUGAUUAAAUGACCUGACUGUACUGCUAGAAGUCCCCUGUGGUGUGCUGGUGGUAGUUUGUUCAGGAUUUCACCUUCCUUUAAUCAAAAUGUGGUACAAACUCAUUACAGUCUCCCCCAAAAAGAUGAAACCAAAGACUCCUUGUAUCAAGCUGUUUUGAUGUCCACAUAAGUAAAUGGUGCUACCCUGAAAAACCAUGCGAGUCCAGCAGCAAAGAGCCAUUGUAGCUAAUACUAGCUCUGUGCUAAUCUCAGCACCCAAAAUAAAUUACGGUUUGUUUCACGGCAGCAAAAAAAAAUAAAUAAAUAACUAAAUAAAUAAACCCUGAACACAGUCAGGAUGCUAAUGAACCCGACCAGCAACUGCAGGUGGCUGAAACCCAAAUGGCAGGAUGGCACCAGGGAGCCUUACAAAAUGUUAGUAUUCAGCUAAUUGGAAAUGAUUUGGCCAGAAGAGAGUUGAAUACUCCAAAUUCUGUUUUCAAUCCAGCAGAGUAUCACUAAUCUUGAUAGUUUUACUCUAAAUGAACAAUGUGGCUCAUACCACAACUGCCUGAUCCAUGUGUUUACAGGAUUAGCUUUGUUAUUCCUCUGAGCUAAACCGAUGUGGAAGAACCUCUUUCAAGGUGAAUGUCACACAGCAAUUUUAGAGCUUGCAUGGUCAGAAUCUGAAAGGCUGUGCAGGGCAAAGCACAGUAGUGUAGAUUUGAUCAAGGCAUACUCUGACAGGUACAUAGCAAUGAUCUUGCACUGGGUAGCAUGGGACAGACUUUUAUUUCUCAAGGGGGUAAUAGAGUGCGGGGAUGAAGGCCUUCGCCCAAGGAGGGAGGUUCUGUCUCAUGCUGUGAACGUUUCAUUGUGUCACAAGAGAGGAAACAGUUGCAUUGCCAUUGGUGGGAUUUUGUUUAGGUCUUUGCCUUCCUCAGAUACCUUUCACCUGCCAGUGCUAAAACUAAAACUUUGCCUUUUAGGAGGCACUGUUACUCUUUGCUAAGAGAACUGAAGUGGUUGCUGGCAGCCUCCAUCCGAGUCCCAGUGUGUUACUGGUUGGACAAGCCUCUCCCAAAGGUUUCACAGUCUGAGUAAACACUGGAGAAAUGAAUGCUGUCAGCAGGGUGUUGAAGCACAAGGGAGAAGGCGAAAUGUGUUUGAUGUUUUUUGCUUCCUUCGUUAUGUGAGCAAUUCCUACUUGCCCUUGCAGGCUGAAAACUGAUGAUUUGCCAAAGCAAUGUCACAUAUUGUCUUCACAAGAUGUACAGAGCCAGAAAGAACGGGCAGCGCUUGUGCAUUUCUUAUCCAUGUCCACAGCCUGGUGCUGGAGACCUCCUCCAUCACAUCUUGCAAUGUAGGAAAAACGGGAUGGGCUCAGCCUUCCCUUUGAUGUCAGAUCUGUAUCUGUCCCUAGUUAUCUUCUACAUGGGGGGAGACUGAGGCAUAAGGCAGUUACACAACACGUGCAAAAAGUCUGUGCAAAAAGAGCCAUGUUGCCAAAGGCCUGAACUACAAGACGAUUCUUCCUUUCCUUAGGUUCACUGGCAUCCUGUGGCAGAUCCUCUUAGGUUUGUUGACAAACCUGCUCAAACGGUGAGCACUGGAGGAGCUGUGAAAUGAAGCACUUCAUGCAGUUGUGGAUGGUGCUAGACUACAACUGAAGAGAUGAAAUUGCAAUGAAACCGCUUACAUAUCAAAGAAACAGACCUGCUAAUUAAAAGGAUAAUAUUUCCUGGCACCUAGACAAAAUAGACAAAGCUGAAUCUUGAGGCCUUCCUCAAGCAAACUUCUGUGGGAAUGUGGCUGCAUGAGAACUGCAGGAGCAAGCCUUAGAGUAAGACCUGCUCAAAAGGAAAGCGUUAGGUCAGUGCACGAUCUAGAAAAAAAUGUAUUCCUGAAAAAUAAAAUUACAUAUAUACAUGCUUUGUUUGCCAGAGUUCUCAUUACUUUGCGUUCCCAUUGAACUGUACGUUGAGGCUCUUUUAUGUCAUUAAUUGUAGUAAUUAAUCUUCUCAUCACGUCUAUGAGGCAGGAGAUGUUUCUGCUGGGUCAGCUGAGCAUUGCAAGUAUUACAGUAUCUAUUUUACAGAUGGUAAAACCAAAACACAGAAGUUCAGAGAAAGCAAAUCAAUGCCAGAGUAGGGUAGAGCUCCACUCCCUCCUCUAACCACAAGACAUGCUGUCUCUCCUAAGUGUAGGCUAAUUUCAAACAUACUUCUUAAAUGAGUAGAUCCUCCCUAUACGAAUAAGGGCAAUAUGUCUAUUUCAGUGAGUACUCUCUACUUCUAACAUCUAAGGCCCUACUUAAAGAAUUUAGAUCCAUGAUAAAGGUAACGUUAUGGCAUGUUUCUUAUGUUGCUACUAUACUUGCAGGACAAUUCAAUUUGAAUGCAGCACGCAGCCCUUGGACAGCUGGAAGAAGUUUUAAGUGUUAAUAAUUUGGGUAAAAGUUGGUUCUACAGUAGCAUUAUGAUUUAGGUCACUGUAACUGUUUUCUGAUACUCUGCUGGCCUCUAGAGGGAUAACUUAUAUAUGGGCUGAAGCAUUAACCCAGUGAGUUUAAGCACUGCAGCAGGCUCUUGGAUCUUUCUUGCCAGGCAAGUCUUUUCUGUCUGCAGCGCUUUUAAGGAGUGAGGCUUUGUAGCUCUUUGGAAACACUUUUCUUCAGUUCCCUAAUUUUCCUUCUGUCUGGGCAACAGAUUCAAAGUAUUUUACUUCUGCCUGAAGAAAUAAGGGUAGAAGAUCCUGGCAAUAAACACCUCUGAACCACUGAAGUGAGAAGCUCUGAGGAAAAGGUGCCAGAGGGGUGAGUGAGAGAGAGGUGCAUAAAAGAGAAUACUGUAUUUUAUGUGUAAUAUUUAUUCAUACUUUAAAAGCUCCUAAAUGCUGAGACAUCUUUUCAUGAAUCCUGUCAUGCCCAGCAAAAACACAGCUACACUCUGAAAAAGGGCCAUGGCUUUGAACCCCUGGAAAGCAGCAAAUCUCCCUUGGCUUUCUCCAUUUCUGCUCUUCUACUUGCUGCAGAAUUUUACUGUGUUCCCUACUUCAUUCCCAGGUUCCACCUUUGUAUUUUCUUCAGAGUAAAUGUAUUAAAUCUUUAAAAAAAAAAAAAAACAACAACUAUUUGCUGCCCAGAGCAGAUAAUGGGUUAUAAGCAGUAGCUGCUUGCAGGGUACUUUGUCGCUUUGUUCAGCGUUAAGCAGGCAUUUUCCUAAUACUUCAGUGUAACUUUCUGUAAGUUCACAGCAUAGGUGUAGACAUCUUGGUACCUCUGCAUAAAGGCCUGAGUUAUUCACCAAAUUCAUCCUUUCUCUUUACCUACAACCAACAGCAUACACCGUCCAGUUCCCCAGCUCCCUCCUAGCCCAUUGCCUCUGCUCAUGAUAGCCAGUUCGCUGCUAGUCUCUCUUGUCUCCUGAUACCUCCAUUACCACUCUGUUGGCAGUUUACCAUUUGCAGUGAAGUUCAUUUGCUGGACCCCAACCCAAACUUACUGCAAUUCCUUUGUGCUUACUAAUAUGAUAAUCAUAGAAUAGGCUUAUAUUAGUUUCUCCCUUUCUCUUUGAAGUGACUAUCAGGAGCUUUCAGUGUAGGGUGCCUACACUUUCUCUAGUGCCUCAUCUAGAGACUAUCCUGAUGUCAAAUGCUGUCUUUCCAUUUAAGGUGUCAUACCCAUUGACCAAACUCUCACACAAAGUCCAUUGCACCAUUUAAACAUGUAUAGGAAAUGUUACUGGUUGCAACAAAAAGCCAAGUAAGGCCUCUGCGGAAGGGUACAUAUCUGUCACAGGAUUUGCUUCUGUUGAGCUUUAUUCUAGUAAAACACUAAAUGAUGUCAAAUACUGAAAUAAUCAAGAUCCCCAGCUGGAGUCUAAUGAGCAAAACUCAGUUUGACUUCAGGAGAACAGGACUUGUGUGGAAAAACAGAAGAUCCUACACCAUUCCAGCAUGCCUGCCUACUAUGCAAAGAUUUCCCUUAAUUCCUUCCCUGUGCAGUUAUUCUACUGAUACUUCAUCAAAAUACCAGGACCUGAGCUUUAUGUUAUUCAUCAAAAUUUACGUAUACUCUUCAGGAUAUACAGGCAGCUGUAAGGUUAAAAGACAGCAGUAUAGUAAAGUAACAUAUAAACAUUUGAUGAGACCUAUUAAAAUUAUUUGAACAACUACAUGUGCUCGCUUGUGUGUCUCCCUUUAGAAGCCAGACAAGGUAGCUUGUAUAAAGCUAAUUUUCAUGAGGUUGUGUAUAGUUACUAAAUACAGUUAAUGACGAUUCUAAUGAAUCCAUGUAGUUUCCAUGUAUUGUUACUAAUAAAUAUGUCUCUAAAUGGAGUGUGGAUGAAACAAAGGAAAUUCUAACUAUUUGUUUCAAUUAGGAAAAUCAAUAGAGCUUUGUAGACCUGCGGAGUUUUGAUAUUGUUUUGUGGGUUCGGUUAGUGUGCGAAAGGAAGCAAACCAAAAAGCCGCUAUUGGUUUGGCCCCAAAACGUGCACUAGAAAUUACUAGAUUAAGAGAUGGUAACUGAAGAGGCCAGUGUACUGCAGCAGCGACAUGUCAUCUGUGCAACAAAUAACUGAGGUCAAAGAGAAGGCACAAAGACCACAUUCAAAGACUGUGUCCUUUUGUUGUGGGAAAUAUUCUCACGAUGCAAACGCUUAUUUGUUCAAAGAAACCUUGUAGAAACUUCUAGAGACUGGGACAAACUCAAAAAAUAUGCAGGUCAGUGCAAGUCUUUCAGGAAGACUAUACCAGGGGAUUUUGGAUUCAUCAACUUGCAGGUAACAACACAGAACCCACUAAAAAUGUUGCCCUUCUGCAGCUGCUACAAUUAGACAGCAAUAAUCACCAUGUUAUUAAAUGGGAGUUAAAAUAGGGCUUGGUACAACUCUGUGGCUCCUCUAACUUCAUAACCAGAUUAUCAAAGACAACCUAGGGGGAUGAACUCGCAAAAAAAUUGUCAUGCUAUGAACAAUUUAUAUAGGGGAAAUCCUUCUCUCUCUCCUGGGUAUUGUUACAUUUAAGUUCACAUGUAGCUGUAAAAAGCUUACGCUAAAACUCUGUGUUGUGAAGCACAGGAGUGCUGCAUUCUUUGGCAGAGAGUAGCAAAAGGAUAUUCAACUGAUCUGCUGCAUUGUAUGGCAUAUCCAGACCACUUACUAUGGAGCCUAAAUUAGGUGCUGAAUCUCUUUAUCUUCCCCAGAGCUUUGGUUUGAAUCACUCAUUAUUCCCUUGAAUUUAGAUGCUGUAACAGGCGUGCAGCGCCACUGAAUAUGGCCCAGAAUGCUUAUGGGCUUAGGAAAAGAAUUCUUGCCUGAAUGAAAAUGUAGCUUUGGUUUCAGGCAUGUCAGAGCUGGAUCAAAACUUUUGCAAAGGCCAUGGCUUCUGAAAAGGUUUCAUCUUUGCCUACAAGGUGCACCAGGCUUUUUCCUAUAUGGUAAGAGCAUACUGUGUGCUGGAAAGUCAAUCCUCUCUUUGCAUUUACAUCAGCAGAAUGUAACUAUGCUCAUGCUGACAGAGGAACUUAGCGGCUCGUCUGGGAAGGAUAUAUGAAUACUGAGUAGGAAAUUAUUUUCUCCCAUUGCAAAUAACAAACUUUUAAGUCUUGUUCUAGAAAUGAGAACUACAGAGAAGUGUGAUCAUUUACAGCACUCACUGUUAUGAUUCAAGCAGUCAACAAUUGAUUUCAAUCUGUCAAUCAACUUGCAGAUAUCAAAUGCUUGCUGUUCUCAUCAGUGGAAGCAGGAGGUAGCAAGAAAGAAGUGAGCCUGAAAGCCAUUUUACAGCAUAUUUCAGCCAUUUACAGCAUAUUUCACAGCAGGAUAUGGUGGUGCAAGAUUUGGUAUGACCCCACACUGGCUGAAAUGUGGUAUAUUAUGACAAAUGGGUUGGUUCAUGUACACAAACAACUCUUUCUAGCCUUUCUUAGUUGAAAAGAAGUUAGAAUGUCUAAUUUAACUAUUAGGUGAUUGUUCCAGUGAAACGCAAGUCUUCUGUAUUUCAAGCAACAGACCAACAUCUGGUAAAUGAUGCUGAACCAAAAGUCUUUGAAAAGAGUAGUCAGAUAUUCAUACACAGCUAACGGGGAAACGAUGUGUUAACCGUAAUGUCUCUGUAACCUUUAAAGGUUAAUAAAUUAGAGAAUUUAAAGCCAGAAGGGACCGCUACCUUCUUUCACAACCACAGAAUUUCAUUUGCUUGCCCUUUUUUGUAUUAGGGCACUAAGUGUGCACAAAAUAUGGGAACUUUAAACAGUUUGUGAGAUAGGAGCUUUCACUGUAUUUCAUAUUUCCAAAACUGGCUAGAGCAACAUAUGCAUUGGAUAGGCUUCAGAUGUUCAUUAUAAUUAGCAAAUGUAAGUAUCUGAAAGCUAACUGUGCCUCUACGAUCUCUCCGUAUUAUUUUACUGUGUCAAGAACACAAGAUACAAGGGCUACCAUUCCAUGGUCCAUUCUGCAUCCCUCUGCACACACUGUGAUGAACAAGAAAACUGGUUUCCAGUAGACCAGUUGAAACGUUUGCCUGGAAACAGUGAUACAGGGAUGCAUACCGGACUUACAUUUUCCAUACCCCAUCGCACUCCCUGCUUUGGUUUGAAAUUGCUGAAUAGGAGUUCACCUUUCGUGACUGGGAUUUAAGAAAUGCCCCAAGAAACGGAAGACACUCAUUGGAAUAAUAGGAGAAAACAACUACUUUCAAUUUGCAGGGGGGACUGCUUCUGGUGACAGUCUGAGGGGGUCUGUUCUGCACACUGAAUGCAGUAGCAGAGGAGACAGGACUGUUUAAUGAAGGACAUGGUUAUCUUUUUCUAGCCUUCAUUCUGAGGAAACUGGAAAGUAUUUACUGAGCAAAGCAGAGCAGGGGUGGUGGAAUGCUGCCACUGACAACUGAACUCUUUUUCUCUCUCUCUCUCUCUCUCUCUCUCACUCACAUAUACGCAUUUAAUGUGCCACACAUCACCAAGAAUUUGACAGGUAAUCAUUUGCUGUACGCUGGGGUCUCACUUGCAGAACUGUAGAGCACUUGCAGUAGCCACAGAAGUCAAGAGGAGUGGUGUCUGGAAAAUGCAAUGUGCUUGCUAAUGCUAAAAAGUCUGAAAAAAUCAAAUGCUAGCAGCCUCAAAUUAGACACCCUUGGAAAUUAAUCUCUCUGUGCUUCAGUUCCCAUCUGUUAUAAUAUUCCCUUGCUUCAGAGUCUUGUUAUAAAUGCAGUCAUGCCUGUGAAGCAGUCAAGUAUUACAGUAUAACUGAGAGUGGUGAGCAACUUAGCAAUUUUAUAUUCAAAGUUGGGUUAUGCAAAAGAACAGAGGGAAUGGGACAAAAUGAUGACUAGCAAGUCACUCUGUAAAACCUCGCCAUACCCUGAGGCAAAAGCAAGCAAACCCAAGGCAGAUUUUUAUGGGCAACAGAAGUUCUGAUGUUCUUCACUUUAAAGAACUGACUUUGCAACUUCAUUGUGUAUUUUUAGCUCUACAUGUGUGCACCACACAUGCAAAAUACUGCCAUUCCUAAUAGCCCUGCUUUUCAGGAUCCUUAUAGGCCUAACCGUAAUUGGAGGCUCCUAAAAUACUCCUUAUAUUCCUACCCUUCUGCUUCACUAGAAAAAAUGUUUUUGUGUUUUCUAAAUCAUUUCAUCUUUAUGUCUGUAAAUCUCAGAAAUAAGUAAUUUUUAAUCCACGAGCACACCCUUGCUCCCUCCAAAAAUCGAGAGCUUUGUAUUCUAUAGCACUGUCCUGUCUUUAUCUCAUUUGGUUCUCAGUUCUUUAAGCAGUUGUUUACAGAUCUAGCUGACAAUUAUUUAUCUUCCCUUUGUUUUUUACCUUCCUCACUCCUUCCCCUAUUCUUCUUCUUUCUGAGGAUGUUCUUUCUUGUAUUUCAAUUAAAUGAUUUCUCUGUGUAAUACUGGCAAUCACAGCUUCGGAAGACAGAAGAACUGCAUCAUAUUAUGCACAAAAAUCUUACAUUCUUUUCCUAAUACGCUAUGAGAUGUUUUCUCAUCUGUUUUUGUAAAUGUUACUUAAAUUUGAAGUAUUUCUAACUUAAGGUUUUUCAUAUACCACAGACCUUUUCUUCUACCGGUAAAGGAAAGCCAUAAAUAUUUAAAGGCUGGCAUUCUGUAUUUUCCUUACUUCAAAGGUGCUUUUAUGAUCUUACUGGAAUUUCCCUUCCUGAGAAUAUAUUCAUCAAAACUGUCAUUAAAUGUAAUCAUCAUUUGAAGACCAAAAGGUUGACUAGAUACAAUAUACGUUUGCAGUCAACGUAGGAACAUGGCUGAAAUAUCGCUCUUCUGGAUGUAAGCCCUGGCUAUGUUUCCCUUCCAAUCACUAUCCAUAUAACAAAAGGAAUGAUGGACUGGUUUGCAACAAAGCCAACAAAGAUCUGUCUCAUGCAUGCUCCUUAUCUGAUGUGCUAUGCUUCUUUUUGCUCCUGCUCUAGGUCAUAGAGACCAAACAUCAUGUCCUUGGGUGAAACAGGAGACAAGGGGACUGCUGAGUUCUCCAGGAUUUGCAGCUUCCAGAUGUUUUUACAUAACUGUUCAAAAUUGAGAUAUUGGUGAAUGGCUUUCAUUUUGUUUUUCUACAGCACUCUCUCUUGCUCCUGUGCCCCUCCUUUAUUUAUGUGGUAUUUGAGAUGGUUUAAGGUACGGGCCUAUAUUGUCUAUCCAUUUUUAUUGUGGCUCUGGAUCUAAUCAGUGCUGCUAGUGAUUGAGUGAACAUCUCUGUCUAGUAGCUUUUUACAAGCUUCUUUAUGCUUUCUAAGUAGUUUUGUCUUUGGCAAAAUUGUUUGACGCUGCUGGAUUGAAUGAAACAAAAAUCGUCAAAUUAAUUUCUGAACUCUACUAAUGGAAAGGUGUAAUGUGGAAAAAAUAAAUCAUUACUUUGAAAAGACUCCUAUGUUGUGUCUCAUAAAACAGCCCUCAGAUGUUCUUCAGUUUGAUGAAAUGUAUUUAUUUUUAUUACUCUUCCUAAUAUCUAAUAAUGAAACUUUCUAUUUAUAUGUAGUGCUUCAUCUUUAAAGUGCCUUGAAGACAUUUGUUAUCUGAACAUCUGCAGGACUGGAUGUCCUUCCAUUCAAAGUCUCUCCCACUACUGGACGAGGCAAUCUGAUGUCUUAAAUGAUUCCAGCGGAACUUUACCGGAUGCCAGACUCCCGUGGACAAUGAUUUUGCUUCAGCUUUAACCUCAUCUCCUAUUGGCUCAAAGGUUUACAGCGUAUUUUUAAGCAUUCUUGGCUGUAGAUUCAAAUGUGCUAUAGUAAAAUAAUAUAAUUCUAAAAACAGAAUUGUAUUCUUUUAACUGGGGCUUUCUGAAUACAGGUUACUUGGUACCUUUAAUCUCAGAAUCAUGUAAAAAUCAAGUGCAAAAAAAGUACAUAAAGGCAUACCAUCCCUGUUGGGUUUAUUUACAA